Molecule: messenger RNA, 5813 nt
Organism: Alexandromys fortis (reed vole)
Lineage: Eukaryota; Metazoa; Chordata; Mammalia; Rodentia; Cricetidae
Gene: Mthfd2l
Product: methylenetetrahydrofolate dehydrogenase (NADP+ dependent) 2 like
Exons: 8
Coding region: 3795-4901 (368 amino acids)
Biological process (GO): tetrahydrofolate interconversion
Cellular component (GO): mitochondrion
Molecular function (GO): methenyltetrahydrofolate cyclohydrolase activity; methylenetetrahydrofolate dehydrogenase (NADP+) activity; methylenetetrahydrofolate dehydrogenase (NAD+) activity
Source: RefSeq, a predicted model, not a curated record
CACACAAACUGUAUUCAUUUAAGAACUGCUUGGCCCAUGAACUUUAGCCCUUACAGGCUAAUUCUCGCACCUGGACUAGCCCAUUUCUAAUAAUGCGUGUAAGCACCCCAAGGUGCGCUUACCGGGAAGAUUCUAGCCUCCGUCCAUGGUGUCUCUGCUCCAGAGAGCAGAGUUGUUGAGUCUCUCCAGGAGCAGAGCAGAGUCUGACCUCACUUCCUCUUCCGCCCAGCCAUCCUAUUCUGUUUUCUCCUCCCAUCUAUGCUUUAACCUCUGAGGGCCAGCCAAGCAGUUUCUUUAUUGCUCAGCCAAUGAAAUCAACAGAUUGAUAUAUGACACUCCCACAUCAAGUUGACGUGCCAAAGGUUAUAAAGCCUGCUAGACGGCCGAGCCUUGGAAAAGGGACAGGAUCGCUGUCUACGUUUUCACCCACUAUUUCCACCUCAGAAAAGCAGCACUCGCCUCCAGCCUCACGAUGCGUCUAGAGCCUCAGUGUACGCCCAGGGAAGAGGCGUGUCUUCUCUGUGUCACCAGAAGUUGCAGGAGAUGAAGGGGUCCUGCAGGUUCCUCGCCGCCUCUUCCGGCCUCCUCAGAGGAACAUCAAGUACCAGGACUUUAAUCUGAGCCGAUGUCUCUUUGUCACUCUUUGUCCUCAUUUACUUAGAUCCCUUUGUGAAAAAACUCAUUGUCCUUCUAUUUUUUUUUCCUCUUUGCUUUAGAAAUGAUUCAUCUAGCCGCCUAAUCCUGGGACCUAGAUCUCACCCCGGACUGAGCCCAGUUGAAGCAGAGCUCCCAGCAUUUUGGAGAUGUCAGUACCAUAGAAUGACCACUAAGAACAGCAGCAGCUGUAGAAUGGAGCCAGUUUGAAGCUAUGGAAAGCAAUGUGUGCUGAGAACUGUGGUAGAGUCAAAGAAAUUCCACUGCCUAAGCCCUGUGGGGCCCAGAAGACCGUGAGUGAAUUCCAACUGUCAGACACAGCUUUUCACACUAUUGAAGUUUGGUUUUGCCUUGAUCAAGUUGCAAAUGUGCCUUGACUUUUCCUUUUACAACUUGCUAUCUUUUUUAAAUUUUGUUUAACAGGAGCCCAGAGUCGAAAGACUUUGAACUUCUGAAGAGACUUUGGAAUAUUAGAGAGGCUUUGGAAUUUUAGAACGGAUUUAGAUAUUUUAGGGAGGGCUUGAACUUUUAAAAUGUUUAAACUUGAAAAGAGGGGAGCAGAGAAAAAUGUAUAACUCAAUAAAAACAAUAAAAAUGUCUGAACUUAUAAGGACUGUAGGAAUUUUAAAAGUUGGAAAGUUUAGCAUUGUCAUAUUAAGAAGACAUCUUGGGGACAAGAAAGUCAGCGCUGCACUGAUACCAAAGACACCAUCAAAUAGAAAAACUAAAGAUCACUAUUUUGAUGAACAAAACACAAAUAAUUUCAAUGGAACACCUUCAAACAGAAUUUAGUAGCUCACUCUAAAAAAACAAGUGAAAACAAACACAAAAAAAAAAAAACAAAACAAAAAGCAUGCAUCAUGAUCAAGUUGGUGACAUCCCAGGGAUACAAAGAUGAUUUGACAUAUUCAGAUCAGUAGAGUGAUUCAUGAAAGACAAAGUCGCAGGAACAUCUUCAUAGAGGCAGAAUAGGCAUGCACAAAAUUCAACAUCCCUUCCCGAUAAAAGCCCCAAAGAAACCGGCUAUAGAAGGAUAAUACCGCAGUGCAAUAAAGGCUAAUACAGAUUUGUGGCAAACAGAGCUUUGAAUGAGAAAACAAAACCGAACAAGUCUGAAAAAUGAGGAUAUUCACUCUCAUUCUUAUUUGAUAGAGUGUCUGGAUGUUUAGUUAGAGCAGUAACACAAGAUAACAUAAUAACAUAACACAGGGAAGGAAGAAGUCAAAUGCUCCUGUGUGCAGACUGUAUGUCCUGACUUAGAAGAAUGAUGGUCUCCACUAAAAGGCUUAGACCUCACACAAUGGGACACAGAAUAAGGGCUCCUCUUUUUCUUUUUUUUUUUUUUUAAAAAACUUACUUUCUUCUUUUUGAAAUAACGUCACUUGAGUUCUAUAUUCACAUAAUUUCCACCUUCUUCAGUUGUAGUUACACACACACACAUACAUGAACACAUGUGUAUAUAUAUAUAUAUUUAUAAACACAUCCUGUGGAAAAAGAAGCAGACAAAACCCAUGCAUAGUGCCCUAAAGUUUUAUUCUUAUUAUACUUAAGGUUUAUUCUUAUUAUACUUAAGAAUAAACCAAUGAAAGUAUAAAACUAGGAAAAAAGAAAUUGAAGGUGACAUGGGACAGCAGAAGAACAUCUCCAUGUUCAUGUAUCAAAAACGUCCCUUACUAAAAUGGCCACUUUAUGCAGUUCCUGUCAACACACCAAGGGUAACCAUUAUAGAACCAGAACAAACAAACAAACAAACAAACACUAGUCCUGAACUUCAUGGGAGAGUGUCAAUUGCUCUGGUGUGCUAAAACAACCCUGAGCGAGAAGAGAAGAGCAGAGCCAGAGGUAGCACAGUGCCUGAUUUCAGGCUUUCCUGCCUAGUCAUUGUAACAAAAUCAGUCUUGUCCUGGCACAGAGACAGACGUACCAACAGAAUAGAGCAGAGGGUCCGGAAAUAAGCCCACCCCGUGGCAAACAUCUAAUUCUUGACAAAGAGCACUAACAAUAGGUAGGACAAAAAGACAUCUAUAGCAAACAGUGCUUGGGACACUGGAUACCCACACAUUGAAGAAUAAAUCUACACACUAAUCUUAGCUCUUCGCGAAAAAUCAACUCAAAAUGGAUCAAAGACCUAAUGUAUGAAACGAGGCUGGGCAGAGAGUCAAGUGUUUGCUAUGCAACCAUGGGGACCCGAGUUCAGCUCCCCAGGACCCAUUUAAAACUGGGACUGUGGUACAUUUCAGUUCUUUGUACAUUUUGGGAGCAAGGUCACAAUAAGUACUUGCAAACACCUCACCCCGACCCACCCCAGUUUUCUCCCUGGCUUUUCAUUCUCUUAGCAGAUUUUUUUUUUCAACAGCAGCAGUUCAAUUUCUUUUUGCAUGUAAUGAUUGUUGUAUCUAAACUCUCGACGCCAAGAUUUUCUUCCAUGUGCUUCUUUGUCUAUUGACUUCUAUCAGCCAGAUGAUGCCCCGUUGUUUUUGAAAAGAUUUUUGCACAACAAGCUCUCUGACAUCUGGGACUUUAGAUAACAAGUUCCCUGAGUAGGCAGACAACAGCUCUGAAAGAGAUCAUAGUCCUCACAGGGGCAGCCUGGCCUUGGUUGACAUAGUUUAGUUUCUGUUAGUUUUGUUGUUUGACCUGGAUGAUGAUGAUGAUGAUGAUGAUGAUGAUGAUGAUGAUGAUUAUCUGGCUUUUUGCUUUCUUAUUACAAACUCACUUUGCUUCCUAGGUACCACAAACUCCAGCAGUGCAAUGGCUCUUCUAGAAAUGUCAAGGACACCGCAGCUGUAGAAACCUCUGCGGUCAUCUCUGUUUCUUGCUGUAGGGCAGUGAAAAGCAAAGACUUGAACCAACUUUCCUGCUUGCAGUAACCUGCGUUCCGCGUAACCAUGGAGACCACAGGCUGCAGCUGGCCCACAGGGACAGGGGGCUUGGAGCCCCCAGUGAAUGUCUAGGCCUUCCCUGAGCUCCGUGGCGACAGGCGACAGCGCAGGGGUCAGAGCGGCCACCAGCUGCGCCUCGGCGUCCGGGCUCCGCCCCGCCCGGCGCCCUGGAACCCUGCUGAGGGCCCGGGCGUGCGUGCGGCAGGCCGGGCGGGCAGGGCUGGCGGCUGCAGGACCCUCGGAGGCGGGCGGCGAGGCAUGGCGACGCGGGCCCGCGGCUUCCUGCUGCUCCGGGGCGGCCUGUGCCGAGGGCCUGCGAGGGCCCCGGGAGGAGCGGAGCGCGCGUGGCGGGGCUUCGGGAGCAGCGGCGUGAGACAUGAAGCCAUUGUCAUCUCAGGAACUGAAAUGGCUAAGCAAAUCCAAAAAGAAAUACAGCAAGGUGUGGAAUCAUGGAUUGCUCUUGGGAACAGGAGGCCCCACCUCAGUAUCAUUUUAGUGGGAGAUAACCCAGCAAGCCACACCUACGUUAGGAAUAAGAUAAAAGCUGCUUCCGCUGUAGGUAUCUGCAGUGAGCUCAUCCUAAAGCCCGAGAACGUUUCUCAGGAGGAGCUUUUGGAUACCACUGAUCAGCUGAACGUGGACCCAAGAGUCAGUGGUAUACUUGUGCAGCUCCCUCUCCCAGACCAUGUGGAUGAAAGAACAAUAUGCAACGGAAUUGCCCCAGAAAAGGACGUGGAUGGAUUUCAUAUUAUCAAUAUUGGAAGACUGUGCCUCGAUCAGCAUUCUCUGAUACCUGCCACUGCCAGUGCUGUCUGGGAAAUAAUUAAAAGAGCAGGAAUUGAAACAUUUGGGAGAAAUGUGGUUGUAGCAGGGAGAUCCAAGAACGUGGGCAUGCCGAUCGCCUUGCUACUGCACACGGACGGGGGGCAUGAGCGCCCUGGAGGUGAGUGCCCUGGAGGUGAGCGCCCUGGAGGUGAGCGCCCUGGAGGUGAGCGCCCUGGAGGUGAGCGCCCUGGAGGUGAGCGCCCUGGAGGAGACGCCACGGUGACGAUAGCUCACAGAUACACUCCCAGAGAGCAACUGAAGGCCCAUACUCAGCUGGCAGACAUUAUCAUAGUGGCUGCAGGUAUUCCCAGGCUGAUUACAGCUGAUAUGGUUAGAGAAGGCGCAGCAGUAAUUGAUGUGGGUAUCAACUAUGUUCAAGAUCCUACGACAGGAAAGACAAAACUAGUUGGAGAUGUAGACUUCGAAGCUGUUAAGGAGAAAGCCAGCUUCAUCACUCCAGUGCCAGGAGGUGUGGGACCCAUGACUGUCGCCAUGCUUCUGAGGAACACGCUGCUGGCUGCUAAGAACAUCACAUACUAGAUCGCACAGGAGAUCUAGUAUCAAAAUGGAUAAUGCUGCUUAUUUAUUCGACAACAGGCAGAACUAUUUCUAUUUUACUACAAAGCUAUUUAUUUCUACAUUGUAUUUAUUUUUUCAUCAGUGGAAUCAUCAUGGAACUAAUUAUUUACACAACCUUUUGAAUUUCUUGCUACUAGAUUUUGAGUUUUAAGAAAAAAAACCAAACAAUUCCAAUGAUAAGUUUGGUAACAAUUCUUUAUUUUAUGGAUAUUUGUUCAUAAUGUUAAAACAAAUGAAGAAUUCAUAUUAAAUAAAUAUAUUUUUGACAUACCCUAAAUAUCACACACAGUAUGUUUUUGAAGACUAUUUUGUCAGCCAAAUGGGUGCCAUGGAAAUUGUAAUUUAUUAUAACUGUGAUUUUUUAAAUAUAGCUCAUUAUUCUAGGUUGUCUGUUGAAAAAGAGCUUAUCUGUUAGGAGGAAGAUAGAAUGUUGAAAAUGAAGUCUUUAUCUCAGCUAUCUUCCAGCAUCCCACAAAGGCAAUCCUAUGGAAAAAUUGACAUUUUAGUUAAGAAACGAAACUAUUUAGGCAAAAGUCGCCAUGCUACUUAGAAAACUAAAACCUGAUGACUUGGUGUAGUACAAGGGCAUAUGUGUUAGGUGCCACAUCACUGAGUUCACUGGUGUGGGAUAAGACUGUGUGUGUUAGGUUUUCACACUGUAGAAGGAGCUGCGGGCUGCAUUCCUGCCUGGCUCCCGCACGCCUGGCUAGCUUAUGCCCUGAAAUAACUGCACGGAAACUGUAUUCUUUUAAACACUGCCUGGCCCAUUAGUUCUAGCCUCUUAUUGGCUAACUCUCACAUCUCAAUUAACCCAUUUCUAAUAAUCUGUGUAGCACCACGAGGUGGUAGCUUACCAGGAAAGAUCUUAACCUG